Pundamilia nyererei is the source of this 793-nucleotide messenger RNA. Its product is annotated as son of sevenless homolog 1-like. The record is from RefSeq and is a predicted model, not a curated record. The transcript has a single exon. NCBI's taxonomy places the organism in Eukaryota, Metazoa, Chordata, Actinopteri, Cichliformes, Cichlidae. The annotation marks the transcript as partial.
CCCGCCAUUCCACCUCGUCAGCCCACCUGUAAGCUCCACCCCUCUCGUUACCCGUCACUGUCAUCAUCACCACCUGACAGCCCCCCCUCCCUGCCUCCACGAGAGCCCCUCAGCUCCCCUCUACACCUCCUGCCCCCCCCUCAGGGUCGUCCCCGCUGUGACCUCCUGCCUCAGGCUUUCUUCCCCCCCAACAUCUCUGGCCCAACUUCCAUUUGCUCCACCCCCACCACAUUGUCCUCCUCACCCCCUCUCCCUGCUCCUGUCACCCCCACCUCCAGGAAAUUACCCCUGCCUUCUCCACCCCUCCCCCCACUCCCUCCCCUCACCUUGGAUGGCCCCCCUGUGCCUCCACGUCACAGUGUUCCCAAACUCCCCCCAAAGACAUACAAGAGGGAUUCUGUUGGACACGCCCCCAUGCUGGACACGCCCUCUGUGCGAUUGGACAGCCUGGAGUUCCAGAGGGUUCAGGGACAGCUGAUUGGACAGGCUGUGGAGGAGACUGAGUUAACACUACAGCUGAUUGGAUCAGAAGAAAGUAAAAAUGUGUGAUGGACCAAUCAGGAAGUUCUGACUGCUUCGAACUGAGACUGACUGUAAAACAAAAAUGUGCUCUUAUUCUGAACAUCUCUGAGCUCAGACCUCAGAGGGACGAGACCCUCAGGUACUGGCCUGGAGCCACACCGGUACUGCAGUGGUUCAGGUGGACCUGAUGAAGAAGAUGGUGGUGAUGUCAUUAUUAAUGAUGUAAACAAAAACAAGGGAAUAAACAUUUCUUUCACUGAGCUCGAAAAAA